UAGGGCAACUUACAUAUCGCAGAGAUGCAUCUUCAUUCCAUUCCAUUUUUUGUGCUACUUAUCUCUAGUGUUUUUUGCUACUACACUGAUUAUGAUUAUGGAGGUGGAUACGGUGCUCCAGAGGGAGAUUAUUAUUCACACUUAUCUUCAGGAUCUCCAAACUGUGCACCAGAAUGUAACUGUCCUGCAAAUUAUCCCUCUGCAAUGUAUUGCGAUAACCUCAAAUUAAAGAAAAUUCCAAUAGUUCCUGCUGGAAUCCAAUAUUUGUACCUGCAGAAUAACAUGAUCGAGGGUAUCGAAGAUGAUGCGUUUAAGAAUGUGACUGACUUGAGAUGGCUAAUUCUAGACCACAACCACCUCACCAAUGCCAACAUUAAAAAAAAUGCCUUUUCCAAUCUCAAGGAGCUACAAAAACUGUACAUCAGCUUUAAUAACCUAACUGAACUAGUCGGACCACUGCCAAAAACAAUGGAUGACCUGCGUGCGACCAACAAUAAAAUCGCCAAGAUUAAUCCAAAUAUUUUAGAAGGUCUGGAGAAUCUGACUGUAGUCCACCUACAGAAUAAUGCACUGAAAGAAGAUUCAAUCUCAGGUGCAUUUAAAGGCCUUAAGUCCCUUGUAUACUUAGAUCUAAGUUAUAACGAGCUGACAAAGUUACCAAAGGGACUUCCUCCAAGUGUAUCUAUGCUAUAUUUUGAUUUUAACAAAGUCACCAAUAUCCCCGACGAAUAUUUCCAAGGUUUUAAAGCGCUGCAGUACCUUCGCCUGUCUAACAAUGAGCUGGCCGAUGGAGGUGUGCCUGGCAAUGCUUUCAAUGUUUCAACACUCCUUGAGCUGGAUCUUUCUUUCAAUAACCUUGGAAGUAUCCCUGCUGUUAACGAAGGUCUUGAAAACUAUUACCUGCAUGUCAACAAAAUUCAAAAGUUUACCCUAAACAGCUUUUGUAAGGUUAUUGGACGGCUGGAGUACUCUCGCAUCAGACACCUGCGUUUGGAUGGAAAUAACAUCACUAGGGCUGAUCUUCCUCAGGAUCUGCACAACUGCCUUCGUGUAGCAAAUGAUAUAGAGUUAUAAAUGGUUACACUGUUUAAAAAGUGGUCCCCAAGCUGAAAAUUUAGUCUUUCUUUCAGGUUACAGAAACAUACACUAAAAUAUAUAUAUUAAAAAAAAAUAAUAGCAUACAGAAAAUCUCAUUUGGAAGUCUAUUUAUUAAGACAAAUUCAUGCUCAUUUAAAAAAAAUACCAUCACCAAAUUUUAGCAAGUAAAAGUAAAAUAUAGAUUUCUAGAAAUGAGUAAUACUUUUAACAGUUCUUGCCGAGAGUCUGUUUGAUGUGUUUCUAGACCCAAAUCCCAAAACCCAAAGCAUUGGCUACCUUACAAAUUUGUCAACCAUUCUAGUGAAACUUCAUGAUAGGUCCAUGGAGGUAAAUUACCUACAUCUCUUAGAAUAUAUAUGUGGCCACAAUCCGACCAUGCAAAUAAUUACAUAUUUGCUGCUUUCAGGAAGUAACUUUUACUCCGAUGCUCAAACUCUCCACUCUGUAAAGAAAGUAAUACAGAGCAUCUCAUCUGUGAAAUUAUUGAAUUACUGAGAAAUAUGUAUCAGAGUGUUGUGAUUAGAAAGGUAGUCCAAAAUUCUUACAAUUAAACCUGCAGGGGGACUUUGCCCAGGUGAUUUUACAAACUCAUAUCAAUGUUCUAAUCAUGACACUUUGAUUAUUAUCCCCUUUUUUUAACCCCUUAAGGACACAUGACAUGUGUGACAUGUCAUGAUUCCAUUUUAUUCCAGAAGUUUGGUCCUUAAGGGGUUAAACUAAUAAUUCAUUUAAAACAGGUGAUACAGUUUUUCUUCAAAGACCACAGCAAGUCCCUCAGGAAUUCUUAAAUCACAAAAUAAUUCAGGCAACAUGGGCUAUUCAUUAUAAACAGGCAGAUUUAUUGCUGCAGACUCACUAACACGAGCAACGUUUUGAUCAGAAAACCUUCAUCAGGCAUCCAAGCCUGAUGAACGUCUUCAAAUUGAUGCUCUGCUUGUUGUUAUGUCUCGAUAACGAAUAGGCCAUGUCGCUAAAGUUCUUUGAUGACUUAUUCACAUGGAUAAUUAAGUCUUCUUUAAGUCAAGAUGAGACAGUAUGUUUUCAGUGUAGUAUUUUUUUUUCAUUAAGAUAGAUUGAAAUAUUGCUAAAUACUGACUUCAUAGUUCUUCCCAAUAAUUAAACAUUAUAAUUGGUAUCAUAUAAUUUUAUGUUAAUUUGCAUUGUUGCUAAACACAUAUAUCAUGUCCAGUUCCAAUUAACUAUAAUUGAUGAGUUUUGGAUCAAUAUGAGAGAGUGUUUAAUAUCAGUUUAAACUUGUAGCAGUUGGAAAUAGAACAUAUUAGGGUAUCAACACGACCAUUGGCUAAGCAACAAAAAGCCUUAUUUACAGUAGAAAUGAUUUUACUUAAGGCCAAUUAAUCUCUGAUGUUAUUGUGUUGUAAUUAGAAAUAUGAAUCCUGAAUGAAAGCAGACUGGGCACCACUGACCUAAAAUAAUCACUGUGUUUGUUUAUGUAACAAUAUAUCCUUAUUUGGAUACAGGGGUGUGAUAACUAAGAAUUAUGUAUGUAAAAUUUAGCUUGACUAUGGUGGCUGAUGUAAAAUAAUUUUCCUCUUAAACAUCCCGUGGUUAUUUUGAGAAAUAGCAAAAUCAAGGUCAAAAACAGGAAAUAUUAAAAAAAAAGUAAUUUUUUUUAUAUACUAUUAGUAGUUUUGACACUUUAGAAAUAAUAUACUGAUACAAAUCAUUUAUUCAGUUUAUUAAUGUCUUGUGUGAGCAUUCAAGAGAGGAGCAAAAUUCAAAAUAAUCUAAUUUUAUAUUAUUUUGUCACCAAGACAAAGUUUAUAUAUUUUCUUGUUGUGAUUGUAAAACACUUUAGGUAUGGUCCCAGAACUAUGGAUUAUGGUAAAGAUCUGGCAAACGUUUAGUGUUAUCAACUAAUGGAUCUAUUUUCUAAAUGGUGAAGUUUGGUUAAUUGAAUUUCCAAUUAGUAUAAUAAGCCAAAACAAUGAAGUUGGGGAUAUAACAAUCUAAUCAACUCUUUCCAACUAUCUUGACAUUGUAAAUUCAGUUUUCAAUCAACACUAUUCACUACAUAAGUUGACACUGAUUGCAAAAUUUGAACACAAAAAAUAUUUUUUUUAAUGUUUAUUGUAAAGAGCCUUUUAUUUAAAUAAAGGAAUUGCAAGAUAAAAAAAAAUAGACAAAUGCAUUAAUUUAAAAAAAAAAAGUAUACUUUUCAAUGUUAGAAAUUGGUCUGGUACCUCUGAAAUAAAAGAAAAAAUAAUAAAAGUAACGCUUAUGAUGUAAAAACUAACAGGUUUGUCUAGUAUAAUCUAAAGAGCCUUUUUGCAAUAUAUUAUGGACUUUGGGGCUUGUUGAUUAAACCCCUUUUUGGCCUUUAAAUUACCAGAAUAUUCUCCAUUUGUUUUCUUUUCACAAACGCCAUAUAUUUUCUGUUUUUCUUUUAGUUAUUUGCAUGCUUUAAGAUCAUAAUAAACAAUUUGCAUGGUUA
Messenger RNA from Pelobates fuscus (common spadefoot toad), 3553 nucleotides. It is a transcript of the gene LUM, whose product is annotated as lumican. The transcript is spliced from 2 exons. Gene Ontology annotation, molecular function: collagen binding; protein binding. The coding region runs from base 25 to 1074 and encodes 349 amino acids. The record is from RefSeq and is a predicted model, not a curated record. Lineage: Eukaryota; Metazoa; Chordata; Amphibia; Anura; Pelobatidae.